This is a messenger RNA of Fibroporia radiculosa, 744 nucleotides long. RefSeq lists its product as uncharacterized. The transcript has 2 exons. NCBI's taxonomy places the organism in Eukaryota, Fungi, Basidiomycota, Agaricomycetes, Polyporales, Fibroporiaceae. Bases 1 to 744 code for a protein of 247 amino acids. The record is from RefSeq and is a predicted model, not a curated record.
AUGUCUGCUCGCCAGCAUCGAUACCUCAUCCCCAACGUGCAGCACUCCUCACUGGACCCUCCUGGUGUUCGACCUCAGUUGACAUUUCAAUUCAAGCCUACCUGGCUGCCGUUAACUCGGAAGGAUGCCCCGGCCGCGUCUGAAUACGAGCCGUAUGUGACUCUGCCUCGCAUUCUGAUACCUCUUCCAGGUUGCCCCUUGCGGCCGCCCAAGAUGCGCUACGGGUGGAUUGCCAAUGAAGACGUUCUUGUCGAGCUUGCCAGGGAGUUUGACUGCAUUGUGAUGUAUAAUGAUUCUCCGUAUUUCUUGGACGAUGGGGACGAAGAAGACCUGGACGACGAGGAAAGAAAUAUUGCAGUUACGAGGGAGUACGAUACCAGCACCCCAGCGCAGGCGACCUUGACUGCAAGAUAUAAUCCUGACAAGUUUCCGCACGAAUCUGAAGGGCGAUAUGUGGCCAGACUCGCGGGAUGGGACGUGUUGAGGACAAUGAAGAGGGCGGUGGAACUUGUUGGAGAGGAGGUCCCUGCCACUCACGAUACGCUUGUUUUGUCCGGCACGCUCUUCCACAAGCGCGUCCCCACCAUUGUCUCGGUAUUCACGAACUACGAUCUUACUUCAAACCGACUCCCAGACGCGGAUGAUUUGGAUAAACUGGCGCGUCGGCUGGGUGUGCAGGGAAAGCCUCGGUGGUUCUUGGACUCGAUACACUGGCGGUGGCACGAUAAUGACCAGCCUUACUGA